Mercurialis annua (annual mercury) is the source of this 3734-nucleotide messenger RNA. RefSeq names its product protease Do-like 7. NCBI's taxonomy places the organism in Eukaryota, Viridiplantae, Streptophyta, Magnoliopsida, Malpighiales, Euphorbiaceae. The transcript has 24 exons. The record is from RefSeq and is a predicted model, not a curated record. Gene Ontology annotation, molecular function: protein binding. Bases 115 to 3501 code for a protein of 1128 amino acids.
AAUUUAUAGAAUAGAAAAAGACGAAGACGACUCAAUUUCAUAUACAAUUAACAAUAAAAAUGUACCUACUACUAUGACUGCUACUGCUGAAUUAAUUUAGCUUAUUAAACAAUCAUGGAUGACUUGCACAAAUUGGAAUCGGAGAUGGAAUCAUCGGCUUUGCGAUCAACCGAAGGAGACUACGAGGAGACUCUGCAGAUGGAAAGUAAUGACGCCGCCGACGCCGACGCCGACGCCGACGCCGAUUACGAAGACGACGUCGUGUUAUCUGGAGAUAAACUCACAGGAGGAGAUUGGAAAGAAACUAUCAAUAAGAUCGUUCCCGCUGUUGUUGACAUUCGAAUUACGACUUGUCGUGCCUUCGACACUGAACUUCCGUCAUCUGGUUGUGCUACGGGAUUUGUCGUUGACAAAAUACGAGGCAUCAUUCUCACUAACCGACAUGUCGUUAAACCUGGUCCAGUUGUUGCGCAGGCAAUAUUUGCAAACCAUGAAGAAGUUCUUUUAUAUCCUAUAUAUAGAGAUCCAGUCCAUGAUUUUGGUUUCUUUCGUUACGAUCCUGCUGCAAUUCAAUAUCUGAAUUAUGAAGAGAUUCCUCUUGCCCCUGAGGCUGCAUGUGUUGGGUUGGAAAUUCGAGUUGUUGGCAAUGAUAGUCGUGAGAAGGUAUCGAUUUUGGCUGGUACUCUUGCUCGUUUGGAUCGGGAUGCUCCCGGAUAUAAAAAGGAUGGCUAUAAUGACUUUAAUACGUUCUACAUUCAAGCAGCUUCUGGAACUAAGGGUGGUUCUAGCGGUUCACCGGUGAUUGAUCGGCUAGGCAGAUCUGUGGCCCUAAAUGCUGGAGGCAAAACAUCAUCUUCGUCAUCAGCCUACUUUUUACCUUUAGAGCGAGUUGUUAGGGCACUGAGACUUAUCCAGAAGGGAAGAGAUUCUAAUAUCAGUACAUGGGAAGCAACUCCGGUACCUCGCGGUACUCUUCAGGUGACAUUUCGAUAUAAAGGAUUUGAAAAAGUUCGGCAGCUUGGUCUUCAAAGUGAGACAGAGCAGAUGGUAAGGCGUGCUUCUCCACCUGAUGAAACUGGAAUGCUUGUUGUUCAGUCUGUGGUACCGGGUGGUCCAGCUGAUACGCAAUUGGAGCCAGGGGAUGUUCUAGUAUGCGUGAACGGGGAAGUAACUACUCGAUUUCUGAAACUGGAGACUCUGCUUGAUGAUAGCAUUGGCAAAACAGUUCAAAUACAGGUUGAAAGAGGUGGUGAAUCUCUGAUUGCAAACUUAGUGGUUCAAGAUUUGCACUCAAUAACUCCUGACCAUUUUUUAGAAGUUAGUGGAGCAGUGAUUCACCCUUUGUCUUAUCAACAAGCGAGAAGCUUUCGCUUUCAAUGUGGGCUUAUAUAUGUAGCACAACCUGGAUAUAUGCUAUCAAGAGCUGGAGUUCCUCGACAUGCUAUCAUUAAGAGUUUUGCUGAUGUAGAGAUAUCACAACUUGAAGAUCUAAUCUCUGUUUUGUCUAGGCUGUCUAGGGGUGCUCGAGUACCAUUAGAAUAUAUAACAUACAAUGAUCGCCAUCGAAGGAAGUCUUCCUUAGUCACAAUCGAUCGUCAUGAAUGGUACGAUGCACCAAAGAUAUACACCCGCGAUGAUAGUUCUGGCUUAUGGCUGGCAAGACCUGCAUUGCAGCCCGAGUCCCUAUUCUUUUCGUCUUGUAUCAGUGAUCUUGGACAAGAUUUAGAAGGAGGAACAUCUAUAUCAAGUAGUGAAUCUACUCUUCUGAAACACACAACUCAAACUAACAAUUUGGACUCGAUAAAUAGUGUUGCUAGUUCAGAAGCUAAUAAUGAUCAUUGUUUUAAAGAAGAUGUUUCUGGAAAAGAAGUACAUGACAUUGAAACAAGAACACAAGGGCUUGGGGAUUUAACUAUAAAUAACAAUGUUGUUGUUGAUGGUACCUCAGAAGAAACUAAAGAAAUCAAGUUGGAGGAUUCAAUGGUCACCGAAAGUAAAAAUUCAUGCAGCCAUAAAGAUUCAAAAGAAGCUGCAAGUAUUGCUUCAUUUUCAGAGCAUGUCAUAGAGCCUGCCCUUGUGAUGGUAGAGGUUAAUGUGCCUCCGUCAUGUUUGCUUGAUGGCCUCCAUUCACGAUAUUUUUAUGGAACGGGAGUCAUUAUACAUCAUUCUCAAGGAAUGGGAUUAGUUGCAGUUGACAGAAAUACAGUUCCAAUAUCUGCAUGUGAUGUGAUGCUAUCUUUUGCCGCAUUUCCUAUUGAAAUACCAGGCCAGGUGGUUUUUCUUCAUCCUGUUUAUAAUUAUGCUCUUGUGGCAUAUGACCCAUCUGCUUUAGGAGCUGGAGCUUCAAUGAUUCGUGCUGCUGAACUUCUUCCUGAGCCUGCAUUAUCUCAUGGAGAUCCGGUAUAUCUAGUGGGGCUAAGAAGUUUACGAGCAAUCUCUAGGAAAGCUGUAGUGACAAAUUCGUGUCUUGCUUUGAACAUUGGUUCAACCGAACCUCUAUGUGUUAGAGCAACAAGUAUGGAAGUGAUUGAGCUUGAUUCCGAUUUUGGUAUUGCAUUUCGUGGCAUCCUGAGUAAUGAGCAUGGAAAGGUGCAAGCUUUGUGGGCCAGCUUUGCAACAAAGGCAAAACCUGUGGGCAAUACACCUUCUCAAUAUGUUAAAGGUAUUCCAAUCUAUAUGGUCAGCCAAGUACUUGACAAGAUUAUAUCCGGUGCAAAUGGACCAUCUCUUCUCAUAAAUGGUAUCAAAAGGCCAAUGCCACUUGUUAGGGAUUUAGAGGUUGAUCUUAUCCCCAGAUCCCUAUCAAAGGCUCGGAGUUUUGGAUUGAGUGAGGAAUGGAUCCAAACUCUUAUUAAGAAAGAUCCAGCAAGACGCCAGGUUUUACGUGUUAAAGGUUGUUUGGCUGGAUCGAAAGCAGAGAUUCUAUUAAAACAAGGUGACAUGGUGUUGGCAGUGAAUAAGGAGCCCGUUUCUUGUUAUCUUGAUAUGGAAAAUGCCUGUAAAUUGUUAGAGAAUUGUGGUGGCAAUGAUGAGAAACUUAACAUGACCAUAUUUAGACAGGGACAUGAAAUUGAUCUUCUUGUAGGGGUAGAUCUUAGAAAUGGGAACGGCACAACACGUAUGAUAAAUUGGUGUGGGUGCAUUGUUCAGUAUCCGAAUUCAGCUGUGCGUGCUCUUGGAUUUCUUCCUAAAGAAGGACAUGGUGUUUAUGUUGCUAAGUCGCAUCGUGGAAGUCCUGCAGAUCGAUAUGGUCUAACUUCUCUUCGAUGGAUAGUUGAAGUCAAUGGAAAACCAACUCCUAAUUUGGAUGCUUUUGCUAUUGUAACGAAGGAAUUGGAAAUUGGGGAAUUUGUUCGUAUUAAAACUAUCAACUUGAAAGGAAAAUCGCAAGUGUUAACAUUGAAACAAGACUUGCAUUACUGGCCUACAUGGGAAUUGAAAUUUGAUCUAGACAAAGCAGUAUGGUGUAGACACACAAUCAAGGCAGGCAGUAAUCCAUAAAACAAUAAGGUUAUGUUUGGUUCGUAAAUAGGUCCGGAGCAGAAUAAUUAUUUCGUAUAAACUAGCUAUUCAUUAUUUUGGUUCAUGGAAUAAGUAUUUAACUCAAAGUAAAAAAUAACUAUUACAUUCCUAAAAAAUAGUUAUUCCAUUCCGUGAACCAAACAUGGUCUAAGGCUGUGUUUGGUUUUUGGAAUAUAUAAAGAUUAUAAUAAUUAUUCCAUUUAGACUUGUUA